Messenger RNA from Hymenoscyphus albidus, 1302 nucleotides. NCBI's taxonomy places the organism in Eukaryota, Fungi, Ascomycota, Leotiomycetes, Helotiales, Helotiaceae. The record is from the annotation of a GenBank genome assembly.
AUGGACCGGCCACACACUCACCUCUCCGACCCCUCUCCACCCUUUCAAAUCCAUCUUCCACCAGUUUCCCCAGGAACGGCAUUACCCAACUUAAAUCUCAAACAUUCGGUCGAUUCCCGAGCCCUUACGUAUGAUGGAACCGUUGACGAAAAUCUUGUUUGUCCGAUAUGUCGAUGUCCUUUCGUCAACCCUGUAUUGACAGGGUGCGACCAUGUCUUCUGUCGGUCGUGUAUCCUCGGUUCUCUAUCACAUAGGUCUCUAUGUCCUAUCGACCGAUUACCUUUAUCUGAUGAUACUAUUACCAAAGCUCCGAAAAUGGUCUUUAAUCAACUGGAUUCUCUGAGUGUCGAAUGUCCUUGUUGCAAAGCCCGGAUAUCUAGGUCCACGGUUGAAAAUCAUCUGGAAAAAUACUGCUUGGAUGCCUUUGUCAGGUGUCCGGGUUAUAUUGAAGGAUGUCCACAGAUGGUAAAGAGGGUUGACUCGGAACGAGAGUGUUUACAUUUCCUUGUUGACUGCCCUGAUUGUUCGGAAGAGGUGGAGCAAAUAGAAAUGAAGGAUCAUCGAGAGAAUCAUUGCACCGAGAGGCUCAUGCAAUGUGAGCGUUGCGAUCUUGAAAUCAUGCGCUGUGAAGAGAAACAGCACGAAGAAUCAUGUCCCGAGUUCAUCAGAAUAUGCAAGUGGGCAGAAUACGGCUGUCAAUACAAGGCUGUAAGCAGGAAGCACAUUUUACACCUUGAAAGUUGUCAAUUCAAAUUGAUCGGACCCCUAGCCGCAUCUCUCAAAGGAGAAAUCAGCCAACUUGAAGACAAAGUCCUGGAUUUGAAAGUGCAAAAUGAACUACAAAGCCGCCGCAUCAAAUUCCUAGAGACCGGAUCAAGAACGUCUUCAGAUAGACCCAUGGAUCUAACAGAUCUCUCCCUCGCAAAUCUCUCAGUUUCCGGACCAACAGAUCCUUCGGAUUCAGGAAAUGACUAUCUCCUCUCACUUCUGGAAGCUCAACAAACUCGAAUCAACCAGCUCACCGCGGAGCUGUCCGAUUUCCAAGGCAAAAACACAAUGAUGCUCUUCAAUGAAACGCUACCCAUCAAAAACGAACUUGCGGAACUGAGGAGUACACAGCAGGUUACUUGUAUGCAUGUUCGUUGGCUCUUGAGGCUACGAUUGCAGGAGAAUCAGAGACGGUUUGGGGUUGGACCUGGGCCGGGGUCGAGUAGUGGUCCGGAUGGUGGGGGGUUCGGUAAUGAUUUACCUCUUUCUAGGAGGUUGAGCGAUUCAACGAGGGAUGUUACUACGAAGCUUUAA